AUGCUUUCUCCUAUUCAGUCAUCUUCUUUUAACUUCUCGAACAUUGUCGGACACCAUCAUCAUCAGAAUUCGAAUUCAGAAACCAUGACCUGCAAACCGCUGUUCUUCCUGUUUUUCUUGAUCUUCUUUCAUCUUCUGGUUAUGUCAUUUGGGUACGAAAGACAGACUUUUCUCACAGAAAGAUUUCAACCAAGAAGACUACUGAAGACAGCAGCUUCAUCUCUCACCUCACUUUCUACAGAUCCAUCGAAGCUUAAGGGUGCAGCCAUGAACGAGCCACAGACAUCCGUGGAAGAUAGUUUGAGGAAGCGGCCACCUAGUGCUUCAAACCCUUCACAUAACUAG
Messenger RNA from Lactuca virosa, 345 nucleotides. NCBI's taxonomy places the organism in Eukaryota, Viridiplantae, Streptophyta, Magnoliopsida, Asterales, Asteraceae. The record is from the annotation of a GenBank genome assembly.